GCUUGUUGCUUUCUUCAACUUCGAUGGCUAACCCUUCAUAUUCACCAACAUCACCUGCAAAGAACAAGCAGAACGAGCGGCCAGGACAAAUACAUGUAAAGAAGUCGGAACCAAAGUCAAAUACACAAUCCUCCUCCUUUAAACUAGGGGUAGUGCUCAUGGUGUCAAUGGCCACAGGGUCUUUAGUAACAUUUGGUGGAAUGAGGAUCUAUAGGCAAUUCUUCAAGCGGAUCCGCAACUCUGAAUUCGGUGAUUCGAGGGCGAAAGGCUACUCACCUCGGAGCAGCGUUGGAGAUGGAGACAAUUUCAGACUAUACCAUACACCUGGAUUUGGCUGGAAAUCGCCGUUGAAGUUUCGUAGCGUACCGAAAGAUUUAAAUGGCAAGGAUACGAUACAUAUUAGGUUGAUGGCAGUAGAUGCACCUGAGGAAGCUUUGGAAUGGCUCAGGGAUCAUAUUCUGAAUCAACAAGUCUGGUGUCAAAUACUUCGUAGGGAUCAAUAUGGUCGAAUUGUAAUUCUCUCUUGGGUCUCACUGUACUUUGGAGCCAGAAAAUUCAUUAUUCACUACAGGUUGCGACAACAGUCAAGAACUGGAUGGGCUACUGUUUACAACUCCAUCAAUCCAGAGUAUGGGGAUCUGGGUAAAGAACACAUGCUAAGUUUGGAAGCAGUUGCACAGUAA
Molecule: messenger RNA, 683 nt
Organism: Acaulospora colombiana
Lineage: Eukaryota; Fungi; Glomeromycota; Glomeromycetes; Diversisporales; Acaulosporaceae
Source: the annotation of a GenBank genome assembly